This is a messenger RNA of Pongo pygmaeus (Bornean orangutan), 6941 nucleotides long. It is a transcript of the gene CSNK1G3, whose product is annotated as casein kinase 1 gamma 3. The transcript has 16 exons. NCBI's taxonomy places the organism in Eukaryota, Metazoa, Chordata, Mammalia, Primates, Hominidae. Gene Ontology annotation, biological process: protein phosphorylation. Bases 3320 to 4594 code for a protein of 424 amino acids. Gene Ontology annotation, molecular function: ATP binding; protein serine/threonine kinase activity. The record is from RefSeq and is a predicted model, not a curated record.
UUAAUAUAAGCUGUUUUCACAUUGCCAAUUUUUCAUAUAUAUACAUACUUUUUUCUUUUCUUUUUUUUUUAGACAGAGUCUCACUCUGUCGCCCAGGCUAGAGUGUAGUGGCACUAUCUCCACUUACUGCAACCUCCGCCUCCCAGAUUCAAGCGAUUCUUCUGCCUCAGCCUCGAGAGCAGCUGGGAUUACAGGUGCACACCACCACACCUGGCUAAUUUUUGUAUUUUUAGUAGAGAUGCGGUUUUGUCACAUUGGCCAGGCUGGUCUCAAACUCCCGACUUCAGGUGAUCCACCCGCCUCGGCCUCCCAAACCAAUUUUUCUUAUAAGUUAAUAGAAUGACCUGAAAAUUUAAUUGCCUCCUACCUAGGUUACUUGCUUUUUUUUUUUUUUUUUUUUUGAGAAAAGAUCCUACUAUGUGGCCCAGGCUAGCCUUAGACUACUGGGAGAUCCUCCUGCCUCAGGCCUCCCAAGUUGCUGGGACUGCAGGCGUUCACCACUACACCAGGCUUUGCCAAUUUUAAUCUAUAGGAGCUUAUAGGCCAAAUUUUAACCAAAAGUCUUCCCUGCAGUGUUAAAAAUGUAAACAUUUAUUCUCAUCCAUUUCUAAUAUAAUUUAAUAAAUACUAGUCAAGUGAAACAGCGGGAGUGAAGGAACAAAGAAAUCUGUAACUGGUUGUGAUCAACUCGUUGUAAGUACCACUGUACUUAGACCAGCCCAUUUUUAAUUUAAAAAUGUGAUUUGAUCAUAUAUUUAUAUACUUGACUUUCUCAACCAUUUAUGAAAACUUAGAAGGGUGGGUGUUCUUUAUCAAAACUGAGUUUUUUCAGGUAGAGAGAAUAAAAUGGUUUGUUGGGACUUGAGGACAAUAUUUAGAGUUUCCUGUGUUGCAGACACUUCUCUUCUAUUGAGUGAGAUGUUGUUAACUUUGUUUCUUGUCUAUUAGUGGGUCCUGGGAGAGAUCAGAAAUUCUGGUUUAUGUCAUCUGCCUAGGCAAGUCAUUCACAAUUCUGAGCAUGCAUACAUCUUAGCUGCUUUUGAGUCUCCUACAGAAUGAUGGUGUGGUAAGCAUGGAUCAAAGCUCUUAUCACUACCCUUCUAAGGCUGGUGAUGCUAGUCACUUCUUAACUUCCAGUUUGGGGAAGAAAGUGAGAAGAGAGGUUUAAAAAAAAAGGCACUGUUGUAUUACAAACCAAAAUCAAAAACAGAUUUCCAUACUAACUACCCUUCCAAAGAUAACACAUUAGCUAUACCAUUAAUCCAGCAAAGUAGGGAGGAAAAUGAAGGAGUGCAUUUGUCUCAUUAGAGUCUUUUCGUUUUGAGAGGUAGACAGGAAAGAUAGAGAUACACCAGACUCAAGUUUCUUGAUACAAUAAGUGUAUCAAGAAUAUAAACGGGUUUGAUAAAAUGAACAUUUAAAAAACAUAGCACCAAGCUGAUUCUUCUUCCUGCAGACCUUAAUGCCUAACUUUUGAAAGGACUUGAGACAUAAGAAUCACAAUUAAAAAAAAUUAUUGUUUCCAUGCCUUCAUGGUGGAUCAAUUUCCAUAGAAGUCUACCAAAAUGACUUAUCUCCAUCCCAGGGAACCAACUGCAAGAGGGAAAAUGAAAGGAAUGCAAUCUUUCUAUGUAGGCAGAGUGGACGUAAGUGUGAGUCAGAAACACCGAUUUCAGUUUGUGUGCUGCAACUUGAUUACUUGGGUUAUGUUUGGCUUCUCAGAACUUUGGGAGGUGAAUUUGAAAAACAGGUAAUACCACACUAUAUAGUUCAGAGGAUUACCUCAGCUUACAAACAGCAAAUGAGAUGCAAAUGUGAGCCAUAAUUCAUAUUUCUAAGCAGUUGGAGCCCUGAUAUAGCACUGGGGUUACAAACAAGUGGGGAAAAAUGUCAACCCAGUGAUGUCAUACUCCUAGGCCGUGCCCUAAGAUUUUUUGGAACCUGGCGGGCUGAGCACAACAGGGAAUGCCUCACCACCCUGACUUGGCACAAUGGUACCCUUAAGGCUCUUUGCUCACUCAGUUCUUAGUAGCUCUCCUAAAGCACGGGGGUGUUCUCUUCCAGUUCUCUGCGUAGACUUUGCUAUGCCUCUCCACCCACUGCUUCAUCCAGAGAAACACUCGUAUCCACAAUCCCUCCUCACUUUCCCUCACGCACGGCUUUAGAAAGGCGGGGAGAGGGCGCGGCUUAGGCUUUAUAUACCUUGCCAGCCAAUGACCGCGCCGUCUCCUUUCCGGUCGGCGAUCCGACCAAUCCAAGAAGGCUGGUGCAAUCUUCGGCUCUACUCGGCUCUUUACGCUGAUGCGGGCAGGUUGGGGGCCGCCGCCGCUAGAGAGACGCUUUCCUUUUUAAUUUUUUUUCCGUGUGUUCACUUCCGGGUCCGGCGUCGAUCCGGAUGCCCGAGGCAGAAGGAUGUUUGACCUCCGGAUAAGCGAGGCGCUGCUGUGCAUUCAUUCCCGGCUGCAUCGGUGGCGACAGCAGAGGCUCGGGUGGCGACUCUCCGGCCAGCGGCGGCGGUAGGAGGCACCAGCGGCAGUGCAGGGACCGAAUCCGAGCAGCGCUGCGUUACCUCUCUCUCUCGCUCCUUCCCCCCUACCUCGCUCGCUCGCUUGCUCCCUGCGUGGCUCGCUUUCCUCCUCCGGCCGCCGGCGGGUGUGAUGUGCCGCCGCCGCUGCCCCCGCCGGCGCUGACGAACUGGGGGCGCCGCCCGCGCCCGGGACCGACCCCGCUGCUCGCGGCAGCGCCUCUGAGGGGAAGUGACACUGAGAAGCAUCGGGUCUCUUGGUCCACAGCCUCCACAUUUCUUUUCAGCAGGAUGAGGACUGGGAUUAGUGGAAUCAAGGAAUAGUUUAAUUCAACCAGGACCACCUUUACUCUGUGGCAAGGAUGGAACAGUGGGUAGAAUAUGAAGAUGAAUGAGACUCAGUACUGCCUUCAAGGGAGAAGCAGACAUACACAGAGACUGUUAUGGCACUUGAUGUUGUAAUCACAUAGUUUAAUGAAUUAUUAUUCAGUGAACUCCAAAGAUAAAAAGGUGUUUGUGUGAGAACCAAUUGGCUGCUUUGAAAUCAACUCUCUAUCAAUAUCAGCUCACAUCAUUGAAAAGAUAAUUUUGAAGACAUGUUUUGCUGAAAAGACACUAAGAAAAAUUUUACGAAUGGGAUGAACAUGCUCCAGUUAAUUGACUACCUACUGCAAUUUGAAUGUUAACAUUACCCAUCUGGUACAGUUACCUAGUGAUGUACCUAUUUUCACAAUACCCUGUUUCAGUGUGCUUGUCUUGAUUAAAGAAUUCAAAGUGGAGUACCGCAAACUUGAUAUGGAAAAUAAAAAGAAAGACAAGGACAAAUCAGAUGAUAGAAUGGCACGACCUAGUGGUCGAUCGGGACACAACACUCGAGGAACUGGGUCUUCAUCGUCUGGAGUUUUAAUGGUUGGACCUAACUUUAGAGUUGGAAAAAAAAUUGGAUGUGGCAAUUUUGGAGAAUUACGAUUAGGGAAAAAUUUAUACACAAAUGAAUAUGUGGCAAUUAAGUUGGAGCCCAUGAAAUCAAGAGCACCACAGCUACAUUUGGAAUACAGAUUCUAUAAGCAGUUAGGAUCUGGAGAUGGUAUACCUCAAGUUUACUAUUUCGGCCCUUGUGGUAAAUACAAUGCUAUGGUGCUGGAACUGCUGGGACCUAGUUUGGAAGACUUGUUUGACUUGUGUGACAGAACAUUUUCUCUUAAAACAGUUCUCAUGAUAGCUAUACAACUGAUUUCUCGCAUGGAAUAUGUCCAUUCAAAGAACUUGAUAUACAGAGAUGUAAAACCUGAGAACUUCUUAAUAGGACGACCAGGAAACAAAACCCAGCAAGUUAUUCACAUUAUAGAUUUUGGUUUGGCAAAAGAAUAUAUUGAUCCGGAGACAAAGAAACACAUACCAUACAGAGAACACAAGAGCCUUACAGGAACAGCUAGAUAUAUGAGCAUAAACACACAUUUAGGAAAAGAACAAAGUAGAAGAGACGAUUUAGAAGCUUUAGGUCAUAUGUUCAUGUAUUUUCUGAGAGGCAGUCUUCCUUGGCAAGGCUUAAAGGCUGACACAUUAAAGGAGAGGUAUCAGAAAAUUGGAGAUACAAAACGGGCUACACCAAUAGAAGUGUUAUGUGAAAAUUUUCCAGAAGAAAUGGCAACAUAUCUUCGUUAUGUAAGAAGGCUAGAUUUUUUUGAAAAACCAGACUAUGACUACUUAAGAAAGCUUUUUACUGACUUGUUUGAUCGAAAAGGAUAUAUGUUUGAUUAUGAAUAUGACUGGAUUGGUAAACAGUUGCCUACUCCAGUGGGUGCAGUUCAGCAAGAUCCUGCUCUGUCAUCAAACAGAGAAGCACAUCAACACAGAGAUAAGAUGCAACAAUCCAAAAACCAGGUUGUAAGUUCUACAAAUGGAGAGUUAAACACAGAUGAUCCUACCGCAGGACGUUCAAAUGCACCCAUCACAGCCCCUACUGAAGUAGAAGUGAUGGAUGAAACCAACUGCCAGAAAGUGUUGAACAUGUGGUGCUGCUGUUUUUUCAAACGAAGGAAAAGGAAAACCAUACAGCGCCACAAAUGACUCUGGACACAGACAGAUCCUGGGGAGUUACUUACAUGUUCAUCUGCUGUCUUGUGAUUAAAAUCAUCUCUGUAGUGAUCACAUAUAUUUUAAAGGACUCACUCUUAGAAACAAAAAUGUCAUACUUUCAUACUUCAUUUUGUGGUUGUCUUACAUUCUUUUUUUUUUUCUAAUUUAACUUUUAUGGAAGCUUUAAAGUUUUGUCAAAACAUGAGUGCUUUGCCCAUCAAUGAAUGGAGUGGACCAAUGAGGUGGUAUCAAUGAAUAUAGUUCCAUAGAACAUUUUCCAGAAGUUCUUCUGUUGUAGAAAGCAGUACAGUAUCUUAAGUGUCAAUCAGUUAUAUACCUAAUCUGGUUUUUUAUAACUUCUGUAAGAGCAUAAUCAAACAGGAAUUUUCUUUUCUCAGUGGAUAAUUCAAAAGAGAAAACAGAGUUGCCCAAAUAUUUAAAAGAAGUUAUUCCUUGAGAAGUUCAUAUUUUGUGACAUCUGCAUUGAUUUCAGUAUUACUGAUGGUACUGUUAUUCAUAAAUCAUAUUAACAUUCUCUCUGUGAAAUCAUGGUACAGUCACUGCCCAGAGGUACUGAGGAAAAAGCAAUAUGGGUUCGGCAGAUGGUGGUGGUAAAAUGAAUCUUAAGGAGUGUGGUAAAUAUGUGCUCCGCUUUUGUUGCAUCACUAUGUGAAGUACUGUGUUGCAGAAGUGGCAAAAGCGCUUAUUUUUAAAAAUGCAAAAUAUUUGUACAAUGUAACUUUAUGCUUCCAAAUAAUAAUGUAUGUUAGCAAGAAAUGUUUAAAAAGUGAUAUAUGUUGGAGAUAUAAAGAAAUACACUAAGGAGAGGUCGUAAAUGUGAACCUUGUUGCAAUGUAUAAGGUGGAAGCCUCAAGAAAUCUCACUGAAACUUACUGCUGAAUGAUUACAUUCUCCCUUAAGCAGAAGACUUUGGAUGUGCCAUGCAAUGGUGUCUGUGUAAUUAUUUUGCUCUUUGAUAAAAAAAAAAGACCCCCAGCAAUAAAAAGUGGGUCACUCUAUGCCCUCUGUGCACAUUACUCUCUUGUAUUCAACUUUGCUGAUUCUCUGGAAUUUUCCUACUCUUUAGCAUAAUUUUGAUGAUUGAAAAAUAUUUUGGAAAGGAUGGGUCAGGUGCUUUGCCUCCAUAGUCUUUUGAAGUGCCUGCAUAUGAACAACAACAAAAAAAAAUCUGUAAAAAAGGAAGCCCAUUCCACUUUUCAAGUAUGCUUUGUUUUAAGCCAUAAAGACACACAUGUAGUUUUGUCACAUUCUACUAGCCAGAAUUUUCAAGAAGGGUUAAAACAAAGACUGGCUGGAAAGAUACUUAUUUUGAACAAAUCUCAUAUUCAUCUUUCAUUUAUAAAAUUGUUACUUAUUCCUUCCAUGCAGUCUCUUCGUUGUCUUUAAGUGUGUGCCUCCAGGCAUGCUUAUUUAUUUUUAUUGUCUCAAGGUAACAUUUAAGAUGUGUAUUAAAGUAAAGCUGCAUUUUUUUACUUCAUUAUUGCAUUUACAGGGAUUUAAUUGUACUUUGUAAUUUAUUUUUCUUAUUAGCCAAAAGUUUAAUGCAUUUUUUUUGAUGAAUUAGGCACCCACAUGAACACCACAAAUCAGGACAUUGUUUAUCAUUGUUGCUAUGAAUCCUAUGAAUGAUCUUUUUUUAAUUUUAAAGACCUACACUUAACCUACAAAACAUUUGCUGUAUAAUUUGGUCAACAGUUUCUAUCUAUCUGUAUACUGUCAUGAUGUCUUAAACUGCAGGAGUUACAUACUGAGUUUAUAUUUUUAUUUGCUUUGGGCAAGGUAGAUAAACGUUUUGGCCAUUAUAAUGUGAAACCACUUCUUCUUUCUUUACAGUAUUUGACCAAAUUUGUGUGUCUAUGAUAUUUGUAAAUACAUGCGAAUAUCUAUUUCUUAUCAUAAGCCUAUUUAGUUUUAUUCUCAGUAGGGUUUUUUGGAUUGUACAGUGUUUAUAUGAUCUGGACUCCUUAUACAUAAGAAGGUGUGUAUAUUAAUCCAAUUAUGGACUUAAAAUAUUUUAAAAGUAUAAAUACCCUUAUUUGCUGCAAAGACCAGUGUGUAGGCAUUUGCUUUUUAGCAAUAUUUUUAAGUGCUCCAUUUUAAUGCCAAGGAAUAAGUCUUUUGGCAACACAAACUGGUCAAUAAUAGGUAAUGCAGGUAUGUUCAGGUUAAGCCAACAAUGUUUUGCAUUUUUAUGCUUAUUUUCUGUCAACACUAAUGAAGUCAACAUUGCCUGAAUGUCUGAAUAAUGAAACACAUCGCUGUUUAAAAGUAUGUAACUGAAAAAGAAAUAAAAAAAAAUAAAAGUAGUUUUUUUAAA